AUGACCCGUGUUCUUGUCACUGGGGCCUCUGGUUUCCUCGCAUUGCAUGUUGUUAAGCAGCUGUUGGAGUCUGGUCAACAAUACAUCGUUCGAGGAACAGUCAGAAGUUUAGCGAACGAACAGAAGCUCAAACCAUUGAGGGCACUGUGCCCAGAAAAUUCGAAACAACAGCUGGAAUUGGUGGAAGCAGAUCUUAGUCAAAGAGAAUCUUGGAUUGAGUAAGUAUUAGCGAAUUUCUUUCUUCAUGAUCCAGCGAUUUACUUGACCAAAUGAAAGUCGACCAAACGGAAGUCGGUGUUCCAAAUCACAAAAUAAGGCAUCACCGCAGCUGGCAAGUAAAAAUUAGGGAUAGCAGCCUGCUUUAGAUUUUAAUCAUCUGUGUUGAUACUUGAAAAAGAAAGUUAAUAAUUCUCACCCCGUUAUUAGGAAACGCUGAGACUCAUUUCAGUUGUCGGCGGGCGUGACCACCAUCGAUAAAACGUUCCCCUUUGAAGCCAAUAUAAAUAGAGCAGUAACGCAAAACUCAUCGGUAUGCGCUUUUGGAGUAUCGAGAAUUAACUUAUGCUUACUGUGAGGGUUACGAAUAAGGGAAAAUUUUUGCGGACCGUGUUUGAAUAAGAAAUUCACCCACACAAAGACUUGCAGUAAAAUAUUGCAGAAACCAUUAAUUGAAUUCAGCUUUCAUUCAUUAAUUUUUUCAGCCACUAUCCUUUUACCUGUGCAAAGGUGGUCGACAAGGCGUUGAAGAUAAAGUCUUCACCGAGGAGGACUGGGCAGCAGACGAGGGGGUCAGCCCGUAUGAGAAGAGCAAGAAGCGUGCGGAAAAGGCCGCCUGGGAACUAGUGGAAAAGUUGCCAGGUUACAACUUAUUGACUUUUUUAAAAAAAAGCUUCCAAUAUUUCAAAGAAACUAAGUCAUGCAAUUUCAGGAGAAUCAGGACCAAGCUAUCACGGGUUGAGUCUCAUAGACUUAAAGUGUAUAUGACACACAUUUUUUUUUUUAAACCCGGUGUUUGAUUCUUUGAAACAUGAACUAAGCGAAAACUGGUUUUGCAGGUUAUUCUGGUCCCAUUGCAUGAAGCGACUGACAGUGUUGCUUUUCCCCCGCAUGGGAUGUAAGUCUGUCACGGCUACCCUUAAGGAAUUCCGUGGUGGUUUGCUUGUACACUUUGAAACUGUUCUUGCUAGUAUAGCAGCGAGUAUUUGUAUCUUGCCCGAUGAGAAUAGAACUUAGACUCUUCCCCUGAUGGUAAUUUCAUUACCAGCUCUAACAAACCUGUCGAAGAACUACAUAAUUUUCUUAAAACGAGAUGACGUAAUUCUUCGAUGUAAGCUAUCAGACCACAUGUCUAGCCCAAACGUAUCCGCCUUCCAAGCUUUGCGGGACUUAAACACGUCGUGUUUUCUCGUUCUUACCGACAGAUGAUGAGAAGUUUGAGCUUUGUACCAUCAAUCCUGGGUUUAUUGUUGGCCCUGUGUUGGGCUCUUACUGCACAAGCACCGAGGUAAAUGUAUAUUUCAGUAUAAAUCUACUAGCGUCCAAUGAGAAAGGCUGUAAUCUGAUUGGCUACGCUACUCGUUGUCUAUUCCGUGAUAGACAAUGAGUGGCAAAAUUGUGUUUGUUAAAACAUAAUUAAUGGCUCGGACAUAAUUUAUUCCCCGGGGGGAGGGGGAAGCUAAAUAAUUACCAGCUGUUACAGCCUGUAAUCACGACUGAAGUAACCAAUAAUGUUUUUUUAGCUUCACAGGCGUUUUCUUCAGCGAGAAAUGCCAAUGGUUCCUAAAAUGAUGUUUGGAGUGAUUGAUGUCAGAGAUUGUGCUAGAGCUCAUAUAAUUGCCAUGACGUCACCUAAAGCACCUGGUAAUAUGUCCUUUAGCAUAGAAACAAAUUACAAAUUAUUGCAAAGGCUUCUUAGCUCUGUUUUCAUCUCAAUAAGGGUAGAAUGCGGAGAGAACACAAGGAGACAACCUAGCAAACCUUUUUGGUUUUCGUAUAGAGCAACCACGUAUUUCGAUUGAGACUUUUUCCCCUUUAGUAUGGCCAAAGGUCUGGAACCGAGUGUUUCCAAAGUCGCAUCUCAAUGCACUCGACCAACUUUAGACCCUUCACUUUGUAAUCCAGUCAGUUAUGACUGAUUAAGUAAAAACAAUUUGUACUCCUUUUUUUUUGUCUUAACAGGUAACAGAUACCUCGCCAUCACGGACUGUUACUGGAUGGAUGAUAUGGCACGGCUGCUUCACGAAGAAUUCAGACCUCUCGGUAAGGUUCUUGUACACUUAAAUUCCUUGAUCCCCUAGAGUGACCAGCGUCUGAUUCCUCCUUACAAUAUCACUCAUGAAUCACACAUAAAGGUUACGAGAGUAAUGGAGAUGAUCACCAAUUAAUGGAGCUCUUGAUUGUGAAACAAGUCAUCUCUCUGAUAACCUUAGCAAAUGCACGGAGAACAGUAUGGAGAAUAUACAUAGAGAUAGAGAAAUGUUUUUCCGUCUUGUCACGAGCGUGGGACAAAGAAAAAAUUCUGAGUCCCCAUGAGGAAUCGAACCUCAGACUUUCAGAUUCCGCGCUCCGAUGCUCUAACCACUGAGCCACAGAGACUCCACGGUGAGCGAGGUCUUUUACGAAGUUCAUAUGACACGCGUCUUGCAUACUGCUAAGAUCAGCAACGUCGAUAGCGUAAUUUUUGUAGAUAGAAAUGAGAAAUGAAUAGAGAUGUUAGAGUAGAAAGGGUUAAAAUGUGGUUGAAAUAGUUUUUACCUUGAGUUCUCAUUGGCUCUUUAUGACAUUUUCCCCAAAGUUCGGAUUUGGUGCCGAGAUUACUCAGCUUAGGCUUUGCGACACUUAAUCGAAAUGCGCCUAUUUAUGUAACGCAAGAUGUUUAUGAGAUAAGUCAACAUAAAGAAGAAAAAUUUCUUCCAUUCUUGUAGGUUAUAAAGUUCCUACCACAGUGGCUCCAAAGGUCAUGAUAAAAAUCGCCUCGUGGUUUGAUGGCACGUUGAAGUUUAUUUUACCUUUUCUUAACAAAGACAUCAAGUUAGAUAACUCGAAGGUAACUCAUAAUUAAUAAAUAAUUGAUUAAUAAUUAAAAAGGAAAUCACAUUCUUGGGAUCUUUGUUCCGUGGUAUAGAACAAUUUUUAUUGGAGAAUCAAAACUAAACUGAGAUUGCAUAGGUUUUUCUGUACUACCCUCUGUGAUUGGUCAAGAAACCUCGCACCAACCUCUCAACACGACUUGAUCGCCCGCGUUUUUUUUCCCGCGCUCGAAGCAGUUUGAUUGUUUUACUUUAAGUCCAUAUCGGCUCUUAAAACUAUUUUCCUUCUCUUUCUGAUUAUCUGUUGUAAUUCCUUUGGUUUUGCUCUCACGACACUUAAUCAAAAAGAGCUCUAAUCUCAACGGGUGUUGUAGGGAUGGUUGAGAUAACGUAGAAUUUAAGCCUGGUCCAAGUAAUUUUUAAAACGCUAAUCUCUUGCUUUUUUUGUGUUGUUUGUUCAGAUAAAAGACCAUUUCGGUAUGCAGUUUGAGGAUUUCAAGAAAAGCGUAAUAGACAUGGCCUACAGUUUGAUCGAAAGAGGUUUUGUCAAGAAGACACCGCAAUACGAGGAAGCGAAAAAACAACAAGCCGCUAAUGGAUCUGGGUAG
Molecule: messenger RNA, 3637 nt
Organism: Pocillopora meandrina
Lineage: Eukaryota; Metazoa; Cnidaria; Anthozoa; Scleractinia; Pocilloporidae
Source: the annotation of a GenBank genome assembly